Molecule: messenger RNA, 2167 nt
Organism: Coregonus clupeaformis (lake whitefish)
Lineage: Eukaryota; Metazoa; Chordata; Actinopteri; Salmoniformes; Salmonidae
Gene: wnt1
Product: wingless-type MMTV integration site family, member 1
Exons: 5
Coding region: 337-1464 (375 amino acids)
Biological process (GO): cell fate commitment; neuron differentiation; canonical Wnt signaling pathway
Cellular component (GO): extracellular region
Molecular function (GO): frizzled binding; cytokine activity
Source: RefSeq, a predicted model, not a curated record
GAGAGCAGCAAAUCCCUUUUUUAUUCCUCUUGUAGUGCUCAAUAAGAGAAGAAUGUGUCGCCUAUCACUCACCGAGGGGAUCAAGUCUUCGGGACUGUCCCACGCGCUCAAUGCGCUGCUGUGCAGAGCAGAGUUAGACAGAGAGAGCACGUGAAGAGAACAGCAGCAGCAGCAUCCAGCAGCCUAGACUGGAAAGACACUUCAGCACUACAGAGGAGGACUCAUUUAGCAACCUGUUUCCUCUGUCUGACUGUCUCCUCACCAGAUUCAUUUCAGGCAAUUAUUAUAGGACAGGCUCCUCGUUGCUUUUUCACCUCCAAAGUCCCUCUCUUUGGAAUGUGGUGUGACACAAUGAGGAUCCUCGCACUGCUUCUGGGGGUGAAAGCCGCGUGCAUCCUGCUGGUUUCCUCGCUCUCAGGCACGGGGGCAGUCAACAAUAGCGGCCGGUGGUGGGGGAUUGUGAAUGUGGCCUCCUCUGCCAACCUCCUCACCAACUCCAAGAAUGUCCAGUUGGUCCUGGACCCCAGCUUGGCCCUGCUGAGCCGUCGCCAGCGCCGCCUCAUCCGCCAGAACCCAGGGAUCCUCCACGCAAUCGCAGCCGGCCUGCACACUGCCAUCCAGGAGUGCAAAUGGCAGUUCAGGAACCGCCGCUGGAACUGCCCGACCACCCACAGCCCGGCAAUAUUUGGCAAAAUCGUCAACCGUGGUUGCCGAGAGACAGCGUUUGUGUUUGCGAUCACAAGUGCGGGGGUGACCCAUGCGGUGGCCCGCUCCUGCUCUGAGGGAGCCAUUGAGUCGUGCACCUGUGACUACCGUCGCCGGGGGCCUGGGGGCCCUGACUGGCACUGGGGCGGCUGCAGCGACAAUGUAGACUUUGGCCGGAUGUUCAGCCGGGAGUUUGUGGACUCUAGCGAGAGAGGAAGGGAUCUCCGAUACCUCAACAACCUACACAACAACGAGGCAGGGAGAAUGACAGUGUCGUCAGAGAUGCGGCAGGAGUGUAAGUGCCAUGGCAUGUCAGGGUCAUGCACCGUGCGUACCUGCUGGAUGCGUCUUCCCAGCUUCCGCGCCGUGGGGGACUUCCUGAAGGACCGCUUCGACGGAGCAUCCCGGGUUGUCUACGCCAACAAGGGUUCCAACCGCGCCUCUCACCGCGCCGACCCACGCCAUCUCGAACCCGAGAACCCCGCCCACAAACCCCCGUCAUCCAGAGACCUGGUCUACUUCGAGAAGUCGCCCAACUUCUGCUCCUACAACGGCAAGACGGGUACCCACGGUACCUCAGGGAGGACCUGUAACAGCUCGUCUCCGGCACUGGACGGGUGUGAGCUCCUGUGUUGUGGUAGAGGGUUCAAGACCCAGACUGAGAAGGUCACUGAGAGGUGUCACUGUACGUUCCACUGGUGCUGCCAUGUCAGCUGCCUCAACUGCACCAGCACACAGACGUUACACCAGUGCCUCUGAUCAGGGGAGAACCAGGAGGACAGGGAUGGGGAGAUGAAGAUGGACUGGUUCUUUGGGCAGGUGGUGUGUAGAUACAGGAAUAGAAUCCUGUGGGUUGCCUUGGUAGAGAAGGGAAGGGCUAACUCUAUAAAGGGGCAAUUGGGGGGUGAAAAAAAGUGAAUACCGGAGUACUAGAGUUUAAUCAAUGUUUUUUGGGAUGAAAGAAGAGAGAAAAUCACAACGUUCGACUACAGGGUGUAGAAGGAGGGAGUGUGUGUUGUGUGUGUACGUGUGUGUUGUGUGUGUGCGUGUGUGUUGUGUGUGUGCGUGUGUGCCUACGUGUGCUUGCUCCUGACGCUCUGUGGUAACGUGAGAGUAUGUAAGUGUGUUUACUGGGUAUUUAAAUGCUGUAGCUAUCCAACCAUGUAGAAUGGAAUGGAAACCAAUCCUCUCAAUGGCUUCCCAGCACGAGUAACAAGACCAGAUGCAGAUUAGGUAAAAUAAAGUAGUUAAACAGGAAAUAGAAUUGUGGCAAGAAAUAAACAACCAAAAUUAGUCUGAGAGAGACGCUGGGAUUUAAGGCUUUUGCCCUCUCUGACCUUACAAGAUACAGCUAGUCUCACUGUUCUCUCCACCUCUUCCCUCUACAGCAAGAGAGAGGAGUAUGGGCAGAGGAGAGAGGAGUAUGGGCAGAGGAGAGAGGAGUAUGGGCAGAGGAGAGAGG